Messenger RNA from Caenorhabditis elegans, 528 nucleotides. It is a transcript of the gene lsm-1, whose product is annotated as U6 snRNA-associated Sm-like protein LSm1. NCBI's taxonomy places the organism in Eukaryota, Metazoa, Nematoda, Chromadorea, Rhabditida, Rhabditidae. Gene Ontology annotation, molecular function: RNA binding. The record is from RefSeq and is marked reviewed. The transcript is spliced from 2 exons. Bases 4 to 381 code for a protein of 125 amino acids. Gene Ontology annotation, cellular component: cytoplasm; P-body. Gene Ontology annotation, biological process: mRNA processing; nuclear-transcribed mRNA catabolic process.
AUCAUGGACUUGCCCGAUCCCUAUUUACCCGGAGCAAUAAGCUUGUUCGAGCAGCUUGACAAAAAAUUAUUAGUUGUUCUCCGCGACGGACGGAAAUUGAUUGGCUUCUUGAGAUCGAUAGAUCAAUUUGCCAAUCUUAUAUUGGAAGAUGUCGUAGAACGCACAUUUGUUGAGAAAUACUUCUGUGAAACGGGUCAAGGAUUCAUGCUUAUUCGCGGAGAGAAUGUUGAGCUUGCUGGAGAAAUCGAUGAUACCAUUGAGACUGGACUUACGCAGGUGUCUCCCGAAGAAUUUCGUCGGCUGGAGGAUGAGUAUAUUGCCAAAAAUCCGCCAAAGUUCCUAAAACGACAAGCAGAGAAAACAGAAGAACACGAUGCAUGAAUCUGUAUUCUGAAAAAAGAAAACACGUCGCACGGGUUGAUUCUACAUCUCGAUUUUCAAUUUGAAAUUUCCCUUUCUUGUGCUAUGUUUGUUUGAAAUUUUAUGUAAUUCCUUGAUAUUCUGACGAGAAGUAAACUAAUUUGAUUC